Messenger RNA from Gossypium arboreum, 1938 nucleotides. RefSeq names its product serine/arginine-rich splicing factor SR34A. Gene Ontology annotation, cellular component: nucleus; cytoplasm; ribonucleoprotein complex. The record is from RefSeq and is a predicted model, not a curated record. NCBI's taxonomy places the organism in Eukaryota, Viridiplantae, Streptophyta, Magnoliopsida, Malvales, Malvaceae. The transcript has 14 exons. Gene Ontology annotation, molecular function: mRNA binding. Bases 907 to 1668 code for a protein of 253 amino acids.
UUAAAUUGUAGAAGCCGCAUUCUGCAAUUGGGCCUCGUUGAAUCAGGUCCGGUUAGAUGCUCUCCAACUUAAAAACAAGAGCUUUCGAAAUAGACCCACCGGAAGAUCCGCAGACUGGAUUUGAGAUUCUCGCUGGACGAAGAGCAAAGAACCCUAGCUAGUUUGCUGAGUUAGAUUGGCCUAAGAAGGCUCAGCCAACCUCUGCUUUUACUCCGGUAAUUGACACUCGUCGGGUCCCCUCCACCUUUCCUGCCUUUCAAUUCUUUGAUGACAAGCGCUUGGACAAAUUAGGAGCUUUUGCAAUGAUGCAUAGGGGGAAAUAGGAAGGGAGUGAGAGAAUCUGAGUGGAAAUCUUGGGUUCUGGGUUGUCUAAUAGUUGGAGAUUGUUUCUCCCUUUGUGAAGCUCUUGCAAAAUGUUCAUGGGUGGAUGAGGAGGGCUAAUUAAGUUUCGAAUCUUGUUAUAGCUUUGCGGAGCUUCUUUGGAGCAAAUGGGCAAUGGAGCUUGUGGAGCACCGCUCUCUGUUGGAGGAAUUGCUCACUUGGUGUCAGCUUGAUGCUUUUUAGUUUGCAAUCAUACAUAGGGGUAUAGGAAGGUAGUUGGAAAAUCAUGGUGGAGUUUCUGGUUUUGUUUCAUUUUAUGAUUGGCGAUUGUUGCUUCCUUAUGAAGCACUGGCAAAAUGUUCAUGGGAGGAUGAGGAGACCAAAUUAAGUUACUAAUAUUUUAUACCUUGUGGAGCAUCUUUGGAGCAAAUGAGCUAUGGAGCUUGUGGAGCACAGCUCUCUGUUUGAGGAAUUGCUCUCUUGAAGUGCUGGUUUUUGGUUUUGCAAUAACCUUUUGUCCUUAUCUUCAGAGUAGAUGUUGAUGACAAUUGAGAUAUUUUUAUUAACUUUUUUCUAUUACUGAAAAUGAGUGGUCGCUUCUCUCGCACAAUCUAUGUUGGCAACCUACCCUCUGAUAUCAGAGAAUGGGAGGUCGAAGAUCUAUUCUACAAGUAUGGUCGUAUUUUGGAUAUCGAAUUGAAGAUCCCGCCACGCCCUCCAUGUUAUUGUUUUGUUGAGUUUGACAAUUCAAGGGAUGCUGAAGAUGCAAUUAGGGGUCGAGAUGGUUACAACUUUGAUGGUUGUCGUUUGAGGGUUGAGCUUGCUCAUGGUGGCAGAGGACAAUCCUCAAGUGAUCGUCGGGGUGGAUAUGGAGGGGGUGCAGCUAAAUUUGGCGUCUCAAGACAUUCUGAAUAUCGAGUUAUUGUCCGUGGGCUCCCCUCUUCUGCUUCCUGGCAAGAUUUGAAGGAUCACAUGCGAAAAGCUGGUGAUGUGUGUUUUGCCGAAAUUUCGCGUGACAGUGAUGGAACUUUUGGUAUUGUUGAUUAUACCAAUUAUGAUGACAUGAAAUAUGCCAUCCGCAAACUUGAUGACACCGAGUUUAGAAAUCCUUGGGCAAGGGCUUAUAUUCGGGUGAAGAGAUAUGAGAGCAGUCCAUCCAGGAGCCGAAGUAGAAGCCGCAGCGUUAGAAGAGAUCGGAGUAGAUCAAGGGAACGGUCUGCAUCCAAAUCUCCAGUUAAAUCCAGAUCUGCCUCCCCUGUUAAGUCACCCAGAGCAAGAUCGAGAUCAAAGUCAAGGUCAAGGUCAAGGUCAGGAUCUCCUGAAAAGGCCCAACCGGUUAGCGACUGAUGCACAUACAACAAUAUACGUCCAAAAUCCAGCUUGGCUAAGCUGAAUUGAGUAUAAGGGGAAAGUUGAUUGCAUCCUAUCUAAGGAGAGUAUUGCUGGGUACUGUCUAUGAAGACAAUGUAGGUAUUAAUGGAGUUUGUGGUGAUGUUGCAUGAAUUUAUAUAGAACUGUUGGAUGAUGAACUGAGUUGGAUCAUUUUGUCAUUUUGAUAGUAACCUUUUUUUUUUUUUUCAAAUUUUAUUCAUCUUUUCAUGGUUUUCGACCGCGAAA